GGAAGAAAGAAAAAGUGCAUAAAACUAGUAUUGUACAACAUCAGGAGUCAACUAUUUUAUUUAGUAACAUUUUGGUUUAUGGCAAAAGCAUCGUCCAUAAUGGCAUCAUCCGCGAAAAAGUCAGACACGUCAAAAUUUGGCAGAGGUGGAGUUGUGUCAUUGACACAAUUAGCUUCCAUAUUUUUGCCUUUGUUCAAAUUCAUGGAAGCUUGAAAUAAUUCCACCAGAUGCUUUGCAGUACGGCAUUUGUUAGCCCAAUGCCCCGUCAUGCCACACUUGUAACAAGUCGUCUUCACCGAGGAUUUUAUAGGGCGAUUUAUUUGAUGGGCCUUUUGUUUGCCCUUGCCCUUAUAAUUUGGUCUUUUGACCUGUUUGAAUUCUCAGUGUGACUUGUUUUUAUGACCAUUAAAAUGCCCACGUUUAAAAUGCCUUCUACUGCCACUGUAUGUUGCAAUUGAUUCAGUGGCUAAAUUAUGGCCAGAUGGACCAUAAACCGAAGGACUAUAACCAGUGGAUCUCAGAUUAUGAUUUUUCAUCAAAAGGUCAUUAUUUUGCUCAGCUACCAAUAAUACUGAUAUUAAGUCGGAGUUUUUUUAAAACCUUUUUCUCUAUAUUGCUGCUAUAGCAGCAUAUUAGAAAUAUGCAUUGUAGAAAAGGUUUUCUCCAACAUAUCAGCAUCAGUGACUUUUUGUCCACAUAACUUUAGUUUAGAUGUUAUUUGGAACAUAGCAGAAUUAUAGUCACUGAUAGAUUUAAAGUCCUGGAAUCUUAGAUUGAUCCAGUCAUACUGAGCUUUUGGUAAAGUACCUUUUGUUGGUAGCCAUAUCUCUCCUGUAAAUUGUCCCAUAAUUCUUUUGAGUUAUCAACCAAAAGAUAUUCAGAUUUGAGACUUUCAUGGAGAUGAUGACGGAGAAAAAUUAUAGCUUUCGCUUUAUCCUGGGAGGAUGAUUUAUUAUCAGCCUCAAUGGUGUCUUCAAGACCAUUAGCCUUUAAAUGUGCUAAAGCAUCAACUUUCCAUUCCAAAUUUUUUUGACCGGACAAAUCAAGAACGUCGAAUUCUCGUUUGCUAAUAUUUGCCAUGAUAUACUACAAAAAUCAUUAAUACAAAUUUAGUAAAACCGUAUUAAUUAUAGUUUGAUCAAUGUUUUACUUUAUAUUUUAGAGAAUUAUAAAGCUUAUGGAUAUUGAUGCAUAUCUGUAAAUACAAAUUCAAAAGAAAGACACAUAGAAGUGUAGUACUAUGUAAACUAAGUUUCUAACUCACACGUCAUGCAUCUCUUGUUUUAUGUAUUUGAAGAAAAUUAUUCUUAAUUACUUUGAAUGGUUUUGGCAGAUAAAAACAAAAAUAACCGAAUAGUAAUUCAAUAGGAACUCUGAAGCAUUCUAACUUAUAUUACUCAGAAAAAUGGUAUUCUGUAUUAAGUUCUUGCAUUAAAGCAGUAGUACUGUGAUUCAAAAUACGGAGUAGUAAUCUAUUUACUUUUAUUUAUUUACAGGUCUCAUUAAAUAAAAAUAAUAAUUCACUUCUUGCUUAAAGCCAAGAACAAAACAAGCAUUCACAUGGCGAAAAAACAGGUCUCGUGACAUGCUAUGAAUGCAGUCAGAGGAUAAGUCAAAAAUAAAACAAGAUCUAUGCUUCCUUGAAUUUUGAUAGGUUAUAAAUGUGGUAAUUGUUUGUUGUUAUGACAACUUGAAAUUGGUCAGAUCAAACCAUUAUAAACGUCAGAGAAAAAAGGUUGCAUGUUCAUUUCAUUUUAAAUAUUAGCUUAAGAAAUCCACACUACUAGAGAUAACUCUGUAUUGUGGAGUUGUAGUUCGAGUCAUAUUUAACUAUCCCAUCUCUUACCAAGUACUAUGUAUUACAUAUUUCCAUAUUUCUUAUUUAUGGUGUUAUAGUGGUGUUAUCUUAACUUUUCUUCUAUACUAUUAUGCUGCCUUUCCCCCAAGUAUUACCAUGUUGCUCGUUUCCUAUUCGUUUAACAUUAGAUUGAAGAAAAAGAGUAUCACAGUGUUGAGGGUAAGUCCCGUAGAUCCGAAAGUCCAACACGAACUUUGGAUAUCUCAGGAAUGGCUCAGAAUCAAAGCGUAAAAGAAAAUAUAAGAUCUGAACUAACUAAAACUCGAAAGCUCACUUGUAUUAAUUAACCAAUCUGAUUACAAGGAAUUUCCAGAUCGGUAAGUCGGAAACUAUGCUUUAAUACAAGAAGUAAGGGCAAAUGAUGCUAUUCUAGAGCUUGAGUAUUGAAAUGCUAACCCUUACAAUGAUUUGAAACCUUCUAUUUAUACUAAUGGAGAGCAUGGGCUGCCUCUUGCUGAUUGGCCGUUGUUCCACCGACUUGGUCAUCCAUGCUUCCACUUGCUGAUGUCAUAGUCUGGCAUUAACUGCACCUGGCCACUUGCUGGUUGGCCGUUGCUCGAACGGGAUGUUGGUCCGUACUGAAGAUGCUGUCAAAUUGGCCCAAGUAUAAUAUAUAGCCCGAACCUCGUUCGGUAUGUCUUCUUAUUGGGCCAACCUUUAUUUGGGCCGGACCCCGUUCGGUAUGUCUCCUUACUGGAUCUUUUCAUCAUAGAGUGAUGGGCCUGUUACUUGGGUCGGAUAUCUUGGGCCUUCCCGAUCUGGGUAUUGGGCCUCUAGGUCAAUAUCCCAACACAAGUCCCCCACUUCCGAUGUCUCGAACGAAGUGAGUGCAUCUGGAAGUAUACCAAUGUCAUAAUACCCCGAAUGGCGAUCGGGGUACAGAAGUAAUCAGUUCCCCAUGCUGCGAUUUGACGGCUGCCACUUCAUUUCCCCAUAUUCAUCAUGAUAACCGUCGUUUAGUCUUUUCAUUAGACGCGUGUUUAGCUUAUUUGCUCUUAGUGAUGUGUCGCUCUCUGAUUGGUUCUCGACACGGCGGUUUCAAGGCUAUAAAUUAGCCCUUAACUCCUCAAUUCCGGGUUUCGACUCUGCAAUUCCUUGGCCUUCGUUGUUUCCUCUGCAAAUUUCCCCCUGCUUCCCUUGCUCAGGUAAUUUCCCAACUUUGGAUUCCCCAUCUUCAUUUCUGGCUUCGAUCGAGAUGAGCCCCAAAGAGCAUUCCUCUGAUUCGGAGAUGGCCUCUCAUGGAGAUGACCGUGACACCGCCAUUGUAGAUGCCAUCCCAGUUCCGUUUGCCGGUGUUUCUACUGAGACGGCGACGAAUACCAGGGCUGAGGCGGAGGACCUCCCUAGCACUUCUUCUUCCUCCAGUGAAGAUUCUGAUGACACCAAAUCCGAGGACGAAAUAGCCUCCAUGGCGGCCGGACGUCCCAACGAUGUUCCUCGCCAUACUCUUGACCUAAAAUUGAUUAGGGAGAGAAGGCAAAAAUUGACCUCUCACAAUAGGGCCGAAAUUCCGGCCCUUAUUCCUGACCCGGUGAAUUUCCGUUUGCAAGCCGGGCUUCACCCAAUGCGUCAUAGGCCCGGAAUGACCAUAGUCCAUUUUGACUCGAUUAGGGCCGGCCUUAGAUUUCCGCUACACCCCUUUUUCAUUUCUUUCUUCAAUUUCUACGAAGUUGUACUGGCCCAGAUUAUGCCGAACUCUUAUCGAGCAAUGGCGGGUUUCAUUUGUCGUUGCAAAGAUGCCGACGCCCGACCAACCCUAGAACUCUUCCACCAAUUUUUCAAAGUAGCCCCUCAACAAACCCAUGGCUAUCUGGCCACUAGUGCCCGAACGGGACACAUCCUGUUCAAAGGAAACCCAACUUCGAUCAAAGGGUGGAAAGACCGGUUUUUCUUCGUGUCCAUCCCGGACGGUCUGAUUCCCCGCAAAUGGAAUGCCUUUCCCCGCAAAACCCCUGAUCCUGUCCUCACUGAAGAAAUCUACAAGGACGUGCUUGCUGUGGAGAAGGAUAAAUGCAUGGACAUCAUGAAUUAUCUGACCCCCAAACGAAUUAUAACAGCCGGGAUAGGUACUGCCCGUUCUCUUGGGUUUACUUGUUUUGAUAAACCAAGUGCCUUGGUCCGGGCGGUCCUUCCCGUGCGAGAAACGUUCUUUUAUUCUUUUUUUUCUAGUUUCUCACACGCUAGGGCCGCUCGAUACUAACAUUGUUCUUUGUCUUUUUUCAGCACCCAACCCAGAUCUCCCUAUGGAUGAUAGCAGAGUCAUCGCAGCCGGUGGGGCCGGAAAACGGAAGAAAUCCAGGAAGAAUCCACAACCUACUCCCUCCAUUAUUCCCGCUCAGGAGGCUGCCCCUUCUGAACCGCUUCCAGAGCCUCAGCCAAUACAGCAGGUCCACCAGGACCAAUUAGAGGCCAUGCUGAUCGACGAGCGGUUCGGCUCUGAUCAACUGCACCAAUUUUCCCAGCAUUUCGACUCCGUUCGGGGAGAACCCUCGAAUGCUGGCGAGACUCACACCGACCAUAUUACGGGUCAGGUCGAGCGGAUCUCCCUAUCCGACCCUGUCCAUGAGGUAUUAGAGAGGGCCGGCUCUACCGCGAGCCAGAUCUGGUCAACCUCCUCUUGGUUCAACAACUUUUCCCUUCCUCAGUUGCCGGUCGAGCAAUCUGAAGAAUGGCUGGCUCUGACUGCUCUGAAGGUAUACUGUCUUUUGCGCUUUGUCUUUAUUUUAUUCUCUGUAACCAGUACUAAUUUCUCGAACGGUAUUCUGUAGAUGGGCUUGUACACCCUUCAGAUGCGGGAGGCCCGCCUGGCCAAAGAGCGGGAACUGAUUGUUGCCCAGUCUUCUGCUGAGCAACAUGCUGCUGCUGCCAUCGCCUCUCUAAAGGCCGAACGGAAAGCCUUUGCAGAGGAAAAGAAGAGGCUGGAUGCUGAACUCGGUACCCUUCGGGUCCAACUCGCAGCUUCCCAGGCAAAGGUCCUUGCCGCUGAGGCCGCACAGGUUAGAUUUGAGGAAAUGCCAUCCAGCAUCCCGGAGGGUCCCUAUGAGGUGAAUGUGGAUCUGUCCGCCGUCCGAGACACGUUUAAAUCCUCUGAUGAAUUCUCCGCCAUCAAGGAUGAUCAUGCAAGGGCCCAAAUCCCGUUCGCCUUUGGGGCGUAUUUGAAGGGUUUCCCCAAAGGCGUUGGUCGGCUAUCGGCAGGGGUGGCCCUCUUAGAUAAGGACCCCGAGGCUAAAAAAUGGAACGACUCCAUUGUCUCAGACCUUUAUGGCAAAAUUGGCCAGGUCUUGCUGCGUCCCUUCGUCAAUCAGCUCCAAAAUCAUCUGGGGAGGCCGGUUCAGGCUUCUGACCUCCCCGCAGAUGACAUUAUCCAGACUCAGUUUGAGAAAUUCCUGCGAGCUCAGCAGAGGGAAGCCGAUCGGGCUGCGGGGAAAGAGCCUGAACCCCUGUCUGAUGAUGGUGAGGAUGAGGACGAAGAGGGAGAUGAAAUGGCCCCCGAUCAAUAAUUCAUAUGUACUCUUGUAAUUCUUGUUGUAAUUUUCUUUUUUCCAAGUAGCUUGUAUUUCCCGAUCAGUAGCACCGAUGAAUAUAUAUCCCUUUUGCCUGAAACUUUGUGUACUGUCUUUUCUGUCUUUAAUGCAUGAUUUACUCGUCAUUCGGGAUUCGGUCUGUUUUGUAGGACUUAGCAAUUUCCUAACUCAGUUCUUGCUCAAAUAUUCUUAAUGUCGUUGAUCGCCGUUCGGGCUUUUAGAAAGUUCUGAUAAUUUAUUUAAGGAAAAAACCCCUUCCCCCUGGUACUCAGCCGUUCGGGCUUCAUACCAAUUUUUAGGACUUAGCCGUUUUCUUCCAGAUAACCUUUUACAAUAUUGUUGCCCGGUCGGGCUUCAGGUUGACAUUUAGGACUUAGCAUUUUUCUAAACAGCAAGCCCCUGUGAUCUUUGCUAAUCCUCUGUAAGCCCGUCCGGGGUACGUGCACAAAAAAUGAAUCAUAAAUGCCCCAAAUUAAUCGUAACCACCCCAUGCCACGUGUUGCUCAUGGAUUAGGGAUUUGUGCGGCACUUUCCCUAUUUAUAGAGAGGUGCUUCCCCUAAUUUCUCAUGUUGUUUUCUCAUUUUUCUUUCGAGCUUUCUCUCUCUAGAAUUCCAUUGCAUACUCUCAAGCCUUCUCUCUCUAGAAUUCCCAAAUUUCCUCCAGCGUUUUUAUGUACUACUCCUCUAGCUCAGAAUCUGAAGAGAUGCCUUUGAUCCGCAAAAGCAAAACAUCCGCUGGUAACCAGGCCGAAGGCUCUUCGUCCCAAACACCCAAACCCGCCAAUCCUCAGGCCAGCAAACAUAUCGAACAGCCACAGGAGGAUGGAUGUCUGUCUGGAGAUGACCUCCAGGUUUACAACAAAGGGAUGCCCGAGCGGCCACCCCGCAUUGCCCUACACUUCAAUCGCAUACGCAAAUACAAACAACGUCUCCCAGAAGAUGUUGAACGGCAACUUAGCUAGUUGUUGCCCCCACCAAGAGAAUACUAUGCCGGAUUCAUUCGGCACCCUAUGAGGCACAGACCGGGGCACGUGCUAGUACACCUUGAUGCUCUGACUGCUGGACUUCGGUUCCCUCUCCAUUCAUUCAUAGUGGAGUUCUUACGCCGGGUUGCUGUACUGCCCGCUCAGUUCGUGCCCAGCACCUACCGUAUUCUGACAGGCUUCAUUAUCCGGUGCCACGAGUUGAGGAUCACCCCCAGCGUCGAUCUGUUCCUUUAUCAUUACUGCUAUCAGCCCUACUGGACGACCGGGUACCUGAAACUGGUAGCUCGUUCUGACCGUCAGCUGUUCAAAGAGAACGUUACCCCGCAGGCUGACUGGGAAGAGCGGUUUUUGUUCGUUCGGGUAGGCGAUUCUCUGCCAUUCCCGGAUAGGUGGAACGCAUACCCCGUUCGGGAUUCCCUGCCCAGGGUGGAUGCCGUUCUACGCUCCCAAGCUGAGUCUUUGCGGAUGGGAGGGACCAGAAGUCUUCGCAGCUUUGUCACUACCUCGAGCAUGCUAUCUGCUGGAAUCGGUAAGCAUAGUAGGGUUUUAACCCGAUCAUCCUUCGCUCUCACAAUUCAACUUCUUAUUUUUUAUUUCUCUUUCUUGUAGGUGUGAUAUCUCCCAUACCCGUCCGGCGUUCUAUCUCUUCUGCUAAAGGGAAGGAGAAGAUGAUAGCCGAUCAUGAUUCAGCGGAGCAAAUCUGCAAAAAGCGCAAAGGAAAUGAUGGCGAUCACCUGAUCCCGAUCGACCAUGUGGUUGACUUGAUCGGGCCGGAGGUCGAGCCCAAAAGAUCGAUGCCUGCCAACAAACCAACUCUGGUUCUUACUGCCACACCGAUCGAUGAUCGGAUGUUUGUUGAAUUUUCAAAUAUGGGGCCUAGAUCAGAGGGGAGGUAUCUGUUCGGGCUGAUGCCAUCUUCUAUGUGGUGUCAUACUGCGAUCAAGGUUCCCCCUAGAUUCACCAACUUGACUCACUGGUCAGACCUUUUCGAAGCAGGUCACCAGGAAGCACUCAAGGUACAUUUCAUUCCGACCCAUACCUUUCUAUUAUUCAUGUUUUACCUUUUCUGACUUUCAUUGUAACCUUGUUUUCAGGCUGGCGUGUAUUAUCACAAGGCCUUUCUUGCUGCUGAGAAGGAGAUGAAAGCCCUGGCCAGCGAUCGGGAUGAUAGCCAGGUCCUCCUUUCCGCUGCUCGGAAGUUAGUGACCGACCUCUAAGAGCAGGCCAAAGAGGGUGAGAAGGCAAAAGCUGCUCUGGCCGAGAUGCAGGAGACGUCCCGUCGUCGCGACCGGGAGCUCAAAGAACUCCGGGCCAAGGUGCGGGCUGCCGAAUCUGCUGGCAUUAAAUUUAAUAAGGCUGUCGGAGAUCAUCUGCCCGAACCCUACACGGUCAAUACUUCUCAGAUUGCUCAGCAAUCGGUAGUGGAUUUUCAAUGGGGCAAGGCGCUGAACGUCGCACUGGAGAAUACGGCCCGGCAAUUCCUAGGUCCUCACCUUGGCCAAUUUUUGCGUGAGAGCUCAGAUCCUAUCAAGGCAGGGAUCGACCUCCUGAACAGCACGCCGGAAGGGAAAUCUUUCUUGGAUGUCCUGACCGAGAAAACCGUAAAGCAAAGUCAGGACCUGCUUCUGGAUAGGAAUCUUGAACUGAUCUUAGAGCGUUUCCCCAAGCCGUUUGAUCCUGAUGAAUUAGGCUUCGAUGAUCUGUUCGGGAAUACGUAUGAUCGCGUCAUGGAGAAAAGAUCCAAAGCAGCGCCUGACGACGCAGUGCAGGCAGGGAGCUCUCAGCCUACAUCCUCCCCGAACGGCGAUCCUCCAGUAGUGUAGCCUUCUUUCCUUAUCUGUUGUCUCUUUUCUUGUAUAUUCAUUCUUCUUGUACAUUCCGGCUAGUAAUGCCGAAGAAUAAACUGGACUUUUUUCCUUUGUCUGUCGUAUUUUUUAUUCUUCCUUAGAUUUUUUGUUCACAAUCUUCUCUACGUGGCCGAACCUUACUCGGCUCAUGUAUCUUUAUAUCUGACACCUUUUCCGAACCCGUUUUGAUCCCUUUUCCUGUUCGUGACGCAUGGGUUCAAAACUCUUAGCUGAGGUGAAUUCCUCCAAGCCGUUUUGAUCGUGACCACAGGGUCAAACUCUCAGCUGGGAUAGGGGCUCCCUCCAAACUGUUAACACGUUCGACAUUCGGUCAUCCGGAAUGAUUUCACGUGUUAACAAGCUGAGGUGAGACUCUCUUCACAAUUGUUCUGACACCUUUCCCGAACCCGUUUUGAUCCCUUUUCCUGUUCGUGACGCACGGGUUCAAAACUCUUAGCUGAGGUGAAUUCCUCCAAGCCGUUUUGAUCGUGACCACAGGGUCAAACUCUCGGCUGGGAUAGGGGCUCCCUCCAAACUGCUAACCCGUUCGUCAUUCGGUCAUCCAGAAUGAUUUCAUGCGUUAACAAGCUGAGGUGAGGCUCUCUCCCUUCCAAACCCAUAAUUCCGAUGCAUUCCGAACUGUUCUCUCUGGCUCGUAUCAUCCAUAUUAGGGGUCUGAGGUAACCCUUUUCGAACUGUAAGUAAGAUCACCGAAGUUGGGUCAUUUCUUACUCAUAGCUAAAAGGGCGACUAGCUUCCAAGUCAAGUUUUAUGACUGAGGCGAGAUUUUUCAAAACCAUAGUUCCGAUUCCCCGGGCGACAAUCCGUACCUUAUCCGAACGUCGCUCGGUUAAUCCAUAUCUUACAGUCUUGACACCAUCUCCAAGCCGUUUUGAUCCCUUUGCCCGUACGUAAUUACAGGGUCGACUUUGGCUAAGUUGACGACUCAGCUCCCUCCAAGCUGUUAACCCGUUCGUCAUUCGGUCAUCCAGAAUGAUUCUACGUGUUAACAAGCUGAGGUGAGAAUCAUUGUCCUUCGAACUCCAGGCCAUUUUGAUCCCUUCAUCAAUGCGUAAUUACAGGGUCAAAACUCUUGCUGAAAUAAUGGCUCCCUCCAAACUGCUAAUAUGUUCGUCAUUCGGUUUUCCAGAAUCGAUUCUCAUAUUAACCGCUGAGGUGAGACUAUCUGAGCGUCAAGCUCCCAGCCGUUGGCUGAGAAUGACUUUCCUUCCAUGCUGUUAACUCGUUCGUCAUUCGGUCAUCCGGAAUGAUUGAGUUAACCACGGGCACCGAUUUUCUGAGCCUCAAUUCUUCAAGCCGUUUUUGAUCCCUUUAUUCUUACAUAAAUCUAGGGUCAAAAACUCUCUAAACUGAGAAUUGAUUUUCCUUCCAUGCUGCUAACCCGUUCGUCAUUCGGUCAUCCGGAAUGAUUGAGUUAACCACGGGCACCGAUUUUCUGAACCUCAAUUCUUCAAGCCGUUUUUUAUCCCUUUAUUCUUUCAUAAUUCUAGGGUCAAAAACUCUCUAAACUGAGAAUUGAUUUUCCUUCCAUGUUGUUAACCCGUUCGUCAUUCGGUUAUCCGGAAUGAUCGAGUUAACCAUGGGCUGAGUUUGUGGAAGUUAUGUCUCCCUCUCUAUUUUUUUUAUUUUUUUUUAGAGGUGGCAACAGCCGUUUUUACUGAUAAAAUCUCCUCAGAUGCUCCACAUUCCAAGUUCCUGCCGGUCGGCCUUCGGUAUUUUGUAGGCCAAACGUUCCUGAAGCAUACUUCUUACAUACUUGGUAGGGGCCUUCCCAAUUUUGUGCCAUUUUACCCCCUUCGAGCGGUUUGCUUUUCUCUCUCUUUCUUAGCACCAGGUCCCCUACCUCGAUUGAACGAACUUUAACCUGCUUAUCAAAGUAUCUUCCUGUGGCUCUGUGAUACUCUUCCAUUCGUGCCGCUGCCAGAUCCCUUCUUUCUUCUAUGAAAUACAAUUCGGCCCGUAAGUUAUCUUCAUUCUGUUCUGGGCUGUAAUGCACCGUUCGGUGUGUGGGAACUAGGAUCUCCGUUGGUACUUUGGCUUGAAAACCAUAGGCAAGGGCAAAUGGAGUCUCUCCCGUGGCCGUUCGGGGUGUAGUCCUGUAAGUCCACAGAAUGUAAUUCAACUGAUCAGGCCACGAUGAGGAGUAUUCUUCCAGCUUCUUCUUCAUGCCAUCCAUGAUAGUUCGGUUCAUAUUUUCUACCUGGCCAUUUGCCUGAGGGUAUGCGACGGACGCUCUGGAAUGCUUGAUCCCCCAUUUGACCAGGUAGUUCUCAAAAUUCCGGCUCACGAACUGCCUUCCAUUGUCAGUUAUAAUCUGUUCAGGGAUGCCGAACCGGCAAAUGAUAUUUUUCCAGACAAACUUCUGGCAUUUAACAUCUGUGAUGCUGGCCAGUGGCUCAGCCUCUACCCAUUUGGUGAAGUAAUCUAUCCCCACAAUGAUGUACUUGUUGUUUCCGGGUGCAGUAGGUAGAGAACCUAACAGGUCUAUUCCCCAUCUUGCAAAUGGAAGGGCCACCGUCAUUGGAGUGUAGAAAGUGGCAGGCCGUCCGAGAACCGGUGCGUAUAAUUGGCAUACCUUACAUUUCCUAGUAUGCCGAAGCAGUCCUGUUGGAUAGUUGGCCAAUAAUACCCUUGCAAGAUGAUUUUUCUGGCCAAUGUCUUGGGCCCUUGGUGGCUGGAACAGAUACCUUCAUGAAUCUCUUCCAUUACAGCUGUCGCUAGAUCGGGUGGGAGACAUUUCAGAUACGGCCCCCCAAAUGUCUUUUUGUACAGCUGCCCGUCCACCAAUUCGAACAUGGAAGCCCUCCUCUGGAUGCAUUUUAUUUGAUAAGCAGGAUUUUUAUCUUGUGGGAGGGUUCUGUCUUUUAGGUAGUUGGUCAUAUCCACGACCCAGCUCCGGAUGGCAUAAGAUAUGGCCUCGAUCUGGAGCACCAUGAUUGCUGGGGUUGCCAAUGUUUCCCGAUGGGCAAACGUUGGAUAUGAGCCGGGAUCUCCUGUGCCCGAUCGUCGAACGCUGCAUGCUCUAAUUUGGACAGGAUAUCUGCUUCAGUAUUUUCGAUUCUGGAUAUCUGGUCGAGCACCACCUGUUCAAAUUUGCGUAUCUGCUCCUCGACCAUUUCCUUGUAGGCCUUCAUCCUUUCUUCUUUGGCCUCAGUCGUGCCGUUCACUUGAUGUACCACCAAUUGACUGUCCGAUCGGACUUUUAACCGAUCGGCGUCCAGGGCCCUUGCAUACUUUAAACCAGCAAUGAGAGCCUCAUAUUCAGCCUCAUUGUUGGUCACCUUGAAAUCAAAAUGAAUGGAAUAAUAUGCUUUGAACCCCUCGGGCGAUGUGAUCACAGCUCCAGCUCCACAACCUUUGGCACUAGAUGCUCCAUCCACAUACAUUUCCCACCAGUUAUCCAGCCCGCUGUUCUCUGAAUCUUUUUCUGAGGGCCGGGCGGUACAUUCUGCAAUGAAAUCUGCCAGGGCCUGCCCUUGGAUAGUAGGCCGGGGUUUGAAA
This is a messenger RNA of Cuscuta europaea, 11737 nucleotides long. NCBI's taxonomy places the organism in Eukaryota, Viridiplantae, Streptophyta, Magnoliopsida, Solanales, Convolvulaceae. The record is from the annotation of a GenBank genome assembly.